Molecule: messenger RNA, 1740 nt
Organism: Penicillium salamii
Lineage: Eukaryota; Fungi; Ascomycota; Eurotiomycetes; Eurotiales; Aspergillaceae
Source: the annotation of a GenBank genome assembly
AUGGCGCCCGCCGCAACAGCGAAGUACGACUGGAUUCUCGCCAUUAUCUCGAUUGCCUUCGUCUUCAGUGCUUUCGGUAACGGAGCGAACGAUGUAUCCAAUGCAUAUGCAACCUCUAUCGCUGCCAGGACACUCAACAUGGCCACGGCCGGUGUCUUGGCGAUAUUCACAGAGUUCAUUGGUGCAGUAGCCAUGGGCGCCCGAGUCACGGAUACAAUCAAGAAUGGAAUUAUCGGUAUCGAUCGGUACGAAGGCAAGCCCGGUGCCCUCAUGCUGGCCAUGGGUUGUGCAGAGGUCGGCAGUGCAACUUGGUUGAUGUUUGCCACUAAGAUGGGCUGGCCUGUCUCAACCACCCAGACCAUCGUCGGUGCCCUUGUUGGAGUUGGCUUUGCUUCUCAGGCUUCCAUUUCCUGGGGCUGGUCCAAGGGAAGUGUUUCUCAGGUCGCCGCAUCUUGGGGUAUCGCCCCGCUUGUGGCAGCUGGUUUCUCGGCUAUAAUUUUCGGCACGCUCAAGUACAGCGUGCUCGAGCGGGCCGAUUCUUUCAAAUGGGCAAUGCGCUUGAUUCCGGUCUAUCUUGCCAUGACUGGUGCCAUCCUCGCGCUGUUCAUCGUGGUCGAAGCACCCACAGCACCUUCUUUGGAAGAGUUCGGUGCCGGCAAAGCUGCCGGCAUCAUCAUCGGAGUAUUCUUCGGUUGUCUUCUCGUCGCCUAUGUCUUUUUCAUGCCUUACUUCAAGCGUCGUCUUAUCCACAAGGACGCCCGCAUCAAGUUCUACCACAUUCCGCUCGGCCCUCUUCUGCUGAGAGACAACCCACCUUUGUACUUCCCAGGAAAGGGCGACGAAGUGGUGAUCAGCUAUUACGAAGAUGCCUAUGGUGAAGUGCGCGCCGGGCAGAAAGACGCCGAAAAGGAGAACACCACAACCAACGCCAACUCUGUCAUGCCGACGCCCGAAAUCACACCCCAGACCAAGUCAGAGCAUGUAGGCGACGACGAAGAGAAGAAACUCGACUCGACCACAUCAUCACCGGAGAUCAAGCCACGCAAGAAGCACCUCGAGCCAACCGAACGGUUCAUCGACCCAGUUCGACACCUUUCGUGGACCAAUCCUCAGAAGUAUUACGGAUAUUUGAAGUGGAUUCUGCUGCAGGGUGUGACGCGGGAUGUGAUCACACACGAUUCGCCCGAGCUGCGAGCAAUCCAUGCUCGCGCACACCGUUACGACGAUCGAGUUGAGCAUCUGUGGACAUACUGCCAAGUUGUGUCUGCGAUGAUGAUGUCCAUUGCUCACGGAUCAAACGAUGUGGCCAACGCUGUUGGGCCCUGGGCUGCUGUGUACAGUACGUACAAUGCUGGCGUUGUCGAGACUGAGGCCCCAACACCAAUUUGGUUCCUUGUCGUUGCGGGUCUGUUACUCGGUCUGGGCUUCUGGUUUUAUGGAUACCAUAUUGUUCGUGCCCUGGGCAAUAAGAUCACACAGAUGUCACCCACGCGUGGAUUCAGUGUUGAGCUUGGUGCCGCGAUCACCGUGCUCUUGGCUUCACGACUUGCAUUGCCUGUUUCCACAACACAGUGCUUGACGGGUGCUGCUAUGGGUGUGGCGCUCAUGAACUAUGAUCUUGGUGCUGUUAACUGGAGGCAGUUGGCCUUCAUCUUUGGUGGCUGGGUCCUGACUCUGCCUUGUGCAGGAUUGAUCUCGGGCUUGAUCUGCUUGAUGGCAUUGAAUGCCCCUCAUUUGUAA